CCCCCCCCCGGCAUAUACCAAAAUCACGCCCCCCUCUAAACGCCAAUACGCUCGCCUGGUAAUUCCCCAAAACGUCAACCCUCGGGGCGAGGUUUUUGCAUGAGAGAGAUGAAGGAGGGCGUGCAAUCCGACGAGAAAGGUAGGGAUUCGGGCUUUUCUUCAAGGAAACCAAAAGUUAUAGAAACGAAAAAGGAGAAGAAGAGAAGGUUGAUACUCAGCAGCAGUGAUGAUGAUGAUGAUGAUUCUUCAUCAAACCACGGCAAGGUUGCCAAUCAAAAUGGCAAUUGUGAGGAAAUUGCUGCAGUCGACCACAAGAGAAGAAGGAUGACGGAUCCUCCUUUUCAAGUCAAGAAGAAGAAGAAUAAGACGAAAGAUUCUGUAAUCCUCAAAACAGAAACCCUACGCUUGAACAAGAAGAAGCCUAGUGAUGUUUCUGAUCCCCAUGUUUAUAGGGAAGAUGAUGAAAUAGACACAAAAAUAACGGAGAUGAACACAAGUCGGGGGGAAGAUGCCAACAUCAAUAGGAGGAUGAGGUUAAACAAGGAGUUGUUGUUUAAGUGUAGCGAAGAAAAAAAUAAUGUUUCUGACCCGUUUGCAUAUAGGGAUGAUGACGACGCCGCCACCCAGUUUGUAGAUAGAAAGAGAGUUUUGGGUGUUCAAACUGAGAAAAGGAUAAAAUCUACCUUUGGAUUCAAGGGAGAUGCCGAGACCAACAGGAAAAAGCUGAAGAUAAAAGAAGAAAAGUCAUCUGAUAUUUCUAGAGGGUCUUGGGAUCUGGGUUCCAAGCUUCUGGGCCCCACUUGUAGGCGGAGGGAUGGUAAAAUGGAUUGCAGCAGAAGCAGCAUGGUUGAUAAGAGAACACCACCCUCUAAUUUGCCCAGGGAUGGUAGUGUCUUGGCAGUUGAAAGGAAGAGGAGAAGCAUUGGUUUUGACAGGAAGAGAUUUAGGCUGGAAAAGGAUGAAAAUUUUCGGUCAGUUGGUGUCUCAAGAGACAAGGACGGCAAGAGUGGCGUUUUGAAGUCGCUGCCGAGUAAUAAUAAGAUGAAGGUAGAUGGGUUUGAAAAAAGAGAUGGUCAGAGGAGGAUAGCUGAAGAUUGUAGAAAGGACUGUGGGUCUGCCAAUGCUCCUCCUUGCCAGGAAGCAUCGUUUUCUGGAGAGGAUAAGAUCCAUGAAGAAACAGGUUCCUCUGUUGUAACAGAGAAGAAGAAUUGUGCGAAGCAGCAAUUACUGAAGAAUAGAGUAGAUGGUGCCAAAAACAAGGGCAGUGAUAGAAUACUGAGGAUGGGGUUGAAGAAGAAGGCAGAGGACGUGAGUAAAGAAGAGAAAAGAUGGGUGGUAGUGGAGCGGAAGGAAAGAGGACAGAAGAGAGGUCGUGCAGAAGAAAAGCAAUUACUGCGCGAGAGGAUAAAGAGUAUGCUCGUCAGUGCUGGUUGGACAAUUGAUUCUAGGCAGAGGAGCAACAGAGAUUAUAAGGAUUUGGUCUACAUUGCUCCUGCAGGAAGGGAAUACUGGUCAAUUCUCAAUGCAUAUUAUGCACUUCAAAAGCAAUUAAACUGCGAAGGUGGCAAGGAUGGAGCUGGUGGUCAGAAGAAACUCAAUGGGACGAAAUCUCUGCUUCCUGUGAUACCAGUGGAGGUCCUCAGCAUACUGCAGCGGAAUACAGUCAAGAAGGCUGAAAAACAGCAGCAGCAAAAGAAGAAGAAGAAGAAGAAGAAGAAGCAGCAGCUCAAAGGUGACAAAGCAAGUGUGAGCACAAAGGAAGCCACCAAGAAAGAUAAAUGCAUUAAAGAGACCACCAUCGGUGGCCGUAUGAAGAAAGAUAAACCCAAUUCUCGUGUUGCACAAGAGGGCAAGUCACUCAAGGGAAGAAUCAAGGAAAAUGGUUUAGAAAAGAAGGGCUUUGUCAGAAAUGUUAUUGGUCGUAGAAAUGGGGAAACUUUGCUUAACAAACAAGGUAAUUCAGCAGGCUCCAGACUCAAGGAAACACUAGAGUCAGUUAGGACUCGGAAGCCUUCCUGUAAAUCCAAUGAUACUCAUUCGCUGCAAGAAUCAAAGCAUGAAAGGCAGAGAGGAUGUACUUUGUUGGUUCGCAGCUCUAGUGAAGGAGCGAGUGCAGACAAUGGCAAUUUUGUUGCAUAUGCUGGAAAACGGACUGUUCUCUCCUGGCUGAUAGAUUCAGGAACCGUGCCCGAGAAUGUGAAGGUGCAGUAUAUGAACAAGAGACGCACUAGGGCAAUGCUAAAGGGAUUCAUCACGAGCGACGGCAUUCAUUGCAGUUGUUGUAGUAAAAUCCUCACAGUUUCAAAGUUUGAGAUUCAUGCUGGGAGCAAACUUUGUCAGCCGUUCCAAAACAUAUAUGUUGAGUCAGGGAUUUCUCUUCUCCAGUGCCAGUUAGAUGCGUGGAAUAAACAGGAAGAAUCUGAACGACGUGGGUUCCAUUUCAUUGACCUUAGCGGUGACGAUCCAAAUGAUGACACUUGUGGCAUUUGUGGAGAUGGUGGGGACUUGAUUUGCUGUGAUGGCUGUCCUUCGACAUUCCAUCUACGCUGCUUAAAUAUACAGAUGCUUCCUCCAGGUGAUUGGCAUUGUCCAAAAUGUUCAUGUAGAUUUUGUGGGGCUGUCUGCAGCAGUUCUCAAGGUGAUAGCUCCCGGCUGUUCUCAUGCAGUCAGUGUGAGGAAAAAUAUCACCAAGGGUGCAUUCGGGAAACAGAUGUUAUACCUGUUGAGCCCAAUAGUCCGUGUCUGCCUUUCUGUGAGCUGAGUUGCGAAAAGCUCUUCAAGCAUCUGCAGAAACUUCUUGGGGUGAAAAAUGAAUUGGAAGCAGGAUUUUCAUGGACUCUUCUUCGCCGUUUUGAUGAAGGCUCAGAUGCAUCUCCCUGUAGACUAGCUCAAAGGGUUGAGUGCAAUUCCAAGCUUGCUGUUGCCUUGGCUGUUAUGGAUGAGUGUUUUUUCCCUAUUAUUGACCAGAGGAGUGGUUUCAAUAUGAUACGAAAUGUUCUUUACAAUUGUGGAUCAAACUUUAAUCGGCUGAGUUAUAGUGGUUUCUAUACUGCCAUUUUGGAGAAGGGCGAUGAAAUUAUUUCGGCAGCUUCCAUCAGGAUCCAUGGAACCAGGCUUGCAGAGAUGCCGUUCAUUGGGACGCGUCAUAUGUAUAGGCGUCAAGGGAUGUGCCGUCGACUUCUCAAUGCAAUAGAAUCGGCACUCUGCUCCCUCAAUGUUGAGAAACUGAUCAUACCAGCUAUUUCAGAACUCAUGCAUACAUGGACUACAGUUUUUGACUUUAAGCCUCUCAAGGAAUCACACAGGCAAGAAUUGAGGUCUAUGAAUCUGGUGGUAUUCCCAAGUACGGAUAUGUUACAGAAAGCUUUGCUAAAGCAUGAUUUCACCAAAGGAAAUACGACUGCUAGUGCAGCUGUGGAGACCAUUCAACUAAAAAACAAUAAUCGUGAUGCACCUGAGGUGGCAAGUGUGGCUUCUUUUACAGGGCUUGACGUUCAUGCUUGUGAUGGUGAUAUUCCCAAUCAGUUGAAUGAUCUAGAAGACAGAGCUGCUGCUGUUGACGCACCUAGUCUUCGUGCUUGUCAUGAUUCCCCAGUUAAUACUCAUGAAGCUCCUGAAUCUAAUCUUCAAGCUGAUGGAACUGUAUGCUCUACAUCCAAGCCACAGGAAAAGUCUCCAGAGUCUGCUCCUGAUGUGGCUUUUCUCCUUCAGACUGAUGAUGUUUAUCAUGGUAGCCCUGAUGGGGAAAAUCAAUCUCUCGUCUCUGGUAAGAGCAUGGUACAUGAUACUGAUGAGGGAAAAGUUGAAGAUGCUGCCUUGCCUAAUGGCUAUGGUUUAGGUGAAGGAUCUUGGCACACCACUGCUGAAAUUGUCACUUGCUCCCUGGAUGAUGCUUCUGAGAACUUUCAAGCUUCUGGUGAGAGAGCCUUGCAUCAUAAAAUUAGUCCACAUACUACUCAAUUCCAGGAUGCUGCUCCUGCAUAUAAAUUUCAAGCUUCUGGUGAGAGAGCCGUGCAUCAUAAAAUUAGUCCAGAUACUACUCAAUUCCUCGAUGCUGCUUCUGCAUAUAAAUUUCAAGCUUCUGGUGAGAUUUUGCAAGAUCAGCUCGAGUUGGUGCAAAAGGUCUCUGAGGCUGCUUCUGCUUCU
Messenger RNA from Magnolia sinica, 4146 nucleotides. RefSeq lists its product as uncharacterized. The record is from RefSeq and is a predicted model, not a curated record. The transcript has 9 exons. The annotation marks the transcript as partial. Lineage: Eukaryota; Viridiplantae; Streptophyta; Magnoliopsida; Magnoliales; Magnoliaceae. Gene Ontology annotation, biological process: negative regulation of DNA-templated transcription. Gene Ontology annotation, molecular function: transcription corepressor activity.